Messenger RNA from Vicia villosa (hairy vetch), 672 nucleotides. RefSeq lists its product as uncharacterized. The transcript has 2 exons. NCBI's taxonomy places the organism in Eukaryota, Viridiplantae, Streptophyta, Magnoliopsida, Fabales, Fabaceae. Bases 1 to 672 code for a protein of 223 amino acids. Gene Ontology annotation, molecular function: RNA-DNA hybrid ribonuclease activity; nucleic acid binding. The record is from RefSeq and is a predicted model, not a curated record.
AUGUCUCGGAGAAUCAAAAUAUUACAAUGUACCUUCAGCGAUUGCGAGAACGAAACUCAGCAAUCACAGGAACGAAGGAAGGAAGAAGGAGAAUCGGGAAGAAUGGAGAUAAUGGCCGGAAAAGUUGAGAGGAAUCAGAAACAGUGGCGAGAAGUGAGAAGUAGCGGCAUUAGUGGAGUCGCAAAGGCAGUGGAAUUGGUUAGGGUUUUGGCAGAUCAAAGUUCAAACUCGGUUUUGGACUUUCAAUUUCUCAAAAGUUUCAAUAUUAAAGUUAAUUUUUCGAAAGCUUUUAUUGUUAAGGAAUUCUUGUGGCAUCCUCUGAUUCUCAAUUGGUUAAAAUGUAACACUGAUGGUGCGGCUACAGUGGUGCCUCAACGGACGGCUUGCGGUGGUAUCUUUAGAGAUCAUACCGGAAAGCAUCAUGGUAGUUUCUCCAAAUUCUUAGGUUCAGGUAAUGCGUACUGGGCUGAGUUAUCUGGCGCUAUUUUGGCUAUCGAGAUUGCUAGGCAAAAAAAUUGGACAAAUUUAUGGCUGGAAACUGAUUCAAAGCUGGUGGUUCUCGCUUUUUCCAAGCCCGAUAUUGUCCCUUGGACUCUUCGGAAUAGAUGGGAGAAUGUCAUUCAUCAUACUAGAUCCAUUAACUUUUCGAUCACUCACAUAUAUAGGGAAUGA